AUGUUCGGCAUGACGCCUACUGAAGCCACUCGGAUGGCCGUUAUUAAAGUUGGUAUCAUAGGAUGUGGCAUGAUCACGCAAGUCGUUCAUGUGCCCUCUCUGAACUCCCUCUCCCAUCUAUUUCAGGUCACAUACCUUUGCGAUGUCUCCGAGGAAGCUAUGAAACAUAGCCAGCUCAAGAUUGCAGGUAGCUGCAGGCCCAAGACUACCCGAAGCGUCGCAGAACUAUGCAAUGCGCCGGAAGUAGAGCUAGUGUUGAUAGCAAGCAAUCAUGCUUUCCACGCAUCCGACGCAGUAGUCGCGCUGCAAGCCAACAAAUACGUCUUCAUCGAGAAGCCAAUUGCUUUAACUUUACAGGAUACGGACCGAAUCAUUGCUGCGAACGAAGCUGCAGGUGGGGCUAGAGUAUUCAUUGGUUACAUGAGGAGAUAUGCUGCAGCUUUCGUCGACGCAGUCAAAGAAGUUCGAAGCAUUGAACAAAUACGCUAUGUUCGCGUCCGAGAUAUCAUUGGGCCGAAUUCUGUCUUCGUGGCACAAUCCGGGACGUAUCCAAGGACAUUUAACGAUUAUCGCGAGGCGGAUUCAGAAGCGCUAUGUACAAAAUCACGUGAUGACAUUGAGCAAGCUCUCCAAGCCGAGCUUGGAAUUGCCGUCACGAAAGAGACAGGUACGAUGUGGGAGAUGCUCUCUAUCCUUGGCUCACAUGAUCUGAGUGCUAUGCGGGAGAUCAUGGGUAUGCCCAAGGGUGUCAUAGGAUUCUCACCUUGUGCCACUGCUAACGAUGCCAUUGCAAUUUUCCAAUACCCCAACUUCGCGGUCGCAUACGAGUCGGGCGUCGACCAAGUCGCAAGAUUCGACGCCUCGAUAGAGAUUUUUGGUGACACCAAGACUGUUAAGGUGUGCAUCGAUUCUCCGUUCAUCAAAGGCUUGCCCACAACGAUGGUAGUUAAGGAGACUUUACCGGACGGGUCGUAUAAGGAAUCCACCACGCGACGGACAUACGAAGAUCCUUUCAUGCUCGAGCUAAAGGAAGUGUACCAAUGGGUCGCGGAGGGGAAGAUUCUAAAGACCACUCCGUCUGAUGCUAGACAGGACCUCGAGAUCUUGGGGAUGCUGAUGAAAGCUGUGACGGCAUGGAAGGUUUAG
Messenger RNA from Aspergillus melleus, 1146 nucleotides. Its product is annotated as Gfo/Idh/MocA family oxidoreductase. Gene Ontology annotation, molecular function: oxidoreductase activity; nucleotide binding. The coding region runs from base 1 to 1146 and encodes 381 amino acids. The record is from RefSeq and is a predicted model, not a curated record. Gene Ontology annotation, biological process: NADPH regeneration. Gene Ontology annotation, cellular component: cytoplasm. NCBI's taxonomy places the organism in Eukaryota, Fungi, Ascomycota, Eurotiomycetes, Eurotiales, Aspergillaceae. The transcript is spliced from 3 exons.